CUGACUAUGGGAUACCAAAAACACGUAUGCUUUGCUUAGAAGUACCUUAGCCCCAUUUUUUGUUUUACCUUUAUUUGCCCUUCCACGGUGUACAAUAAAACCCUAAUUAACUUUACCUUUUUUUUUCUUUUUAGAUUUUUUCCUCAAAUUUCCCAAACCCUAACUUUCAUUUUCCCUUUCUAUUUCUCUCCGAUGGCGACGGCGCGUGAGGUGAUUACCCCGUACGACGGCGGCUUAGGAGCCGGAGGAAAGUUCAGGAAACGGCCGUUUAGGAGGACAACACAAACGACGCCGUAUGAUCGACCACCGACCGCAAUAAGGAAUCCUAGCGGCACUGGCGAUAGAAUUGGUUGGUUUUCGAAAUUGGUGGAUCCAGCGCAGAGGCUUAUUACCUCCAGUGCUCACAGGCUUUUCGCCUCCGUCUUUAGGAAGCGUCUUCCUCCUCCGCUACCUCACCCGCCGCAAGCGCCGGAGUCAGAGACUAAUCAGGAAGCAAGGGGGAAUCCAUCAGCAGCAACAUCAACUGAUCCUCCUGUUGUGGAAGGAGCUGUCAUGGGAUGUGAGAAUCCCGGUAAUCUUACUGAUGAAGGUGGAGUUGCUGAACUUGAGGAAAUUUUGAAGCAGAAGACAUUUACCAGGUCUGAAAUUGAUCGUUUGACAAGUUUACUACGUUCAAGAACUGUUGAUAUUCCUGGUGGAAAUGAAGAGAAGAGGUCUGAAGUGAAUGGGAUUGAGAGAGUGGGACUGAGAACAUUACAUGACAAGAAAGAAGAAUUUCCAAAGACCCCAGUUAGAGAGAAUGGGACUGAGAACCAUCUUAUUUCAACACCUGUUGUCAGAUCAACUGUCCUUGAUGAAGAUGUUGCUUCACCUGCUGAGCUCGCAAAAGCUUACAUGGGCAAUAGGCCUUCAAAAGUGUCUGUAUCAAUGCUUGGAUUACACAAUCAAAUGCCUAGGGGAGAUUCAGCUUUGCUGAGCAAUAAAAUUUUCCCUCCUAAAUCACCCACAAUGUCACAUGUGCCAAGAUCUUCUGUCCAUGUUGGGAGUCUUGGAAAUGGUUUUGUGACCCCAAGAUUGCGGGGCAGAUCUGCCAUAUAUAGUAUGGCGUGGACACCUUAUUCCAGGGUUAAUUCAGCAGCUGUCCUCAAGGGUGCUGGCACGGCAAGUGAUGCUUUUGGUGGACCAUCAUCAUCAUCUCAGAGUGCGUGGGAGCUAAACAGAAUUUCUGGCUCUAGACAAGGGGUUUUAAAGCACAGGAGUUCAGUAUUAGAUAAUGAUAUAGGAUCAAUUGGCCCUAUUCGCCGGAUUCGUCAAAAGUCUAAUCUUCUUUAUUCAAAAACCUUAAGUUUACCUUCUUCUGCUGGUCCUCUAUAUACCCAUGUAGCUAGCACUAGUUCAGCUGGUUUAGAUGCUAUAGGUGAGAAUGGGGAUAACAGCACUCCUGGCACAAGUUUUACCCCUGUUCCUUCUAAGUCCAGUGAGAUGGCUUCAAAAAUAUUACAGCAACUUGACAAGUUGAUCUCCCCGGAGGAAAAAUCACCAACUAAGUUGUCACCAUCUAUGCUACGUGGGCAGGCUCUUAAAAGCCUUGAGAAUGUAGAUUCUUCAAAAUUUCUGGAGGACAUGAAUGAGAAUGACAAGUUGAGUGCUUCUCACACUGCACUGCCUGAUAUUCGAGACUGUAUGUCUCACAAGCAUGACAAGGUUAAAGAAAAUGGGUCAACAACAUUGGUUGCGCUGCCUGACAAGUCAGAUCCUGCUGUAAACGGUGUAGAUACUGAUAGUUUAAUGAAGGAUGUCAAUGAGCCUAGUGUUAAAGCCGCUGAUUCCACUGUAGUCAAGUCUGUUGUACAGCUAUCUCAACAAAAGAGAUGGGCUUUUCAGAUGAGUGCACAUGAGGAUCUGGACCUGGAUGAUGAUGACUAUCCUGAUGGAGCUGCAUCUGCUACAUUUGGUGAAGGGAGAGAGAGGUUGGAUAAUUGUGUCAUGCUGAGUAAGAGUGCUGCUGCUGAAGCUAUAUUAUUAGAGAAGCCUUCUAGUCCUUCUGAAGUUAAGCCUAUUUCAAGUUCUGCAUUUAACAAAAAACCUGAUUUGAGAAUUUCUGCUGGAUCAGCAGUUGUUGAGAACAAUGCCAGUAUUACUUUUUCAGUUGCACAGGUGGCCACUUCAUCUGUGCCAGCAGCGUUGUUGGUAUCUCAGUCAACCUCAACAGCCAAUAAAGAUGCUGUCUCAAACGUACCAAAGGCCACUUCUCCUAUGUUUAGCUUUGGGGAGAAAGUUGCUUCAGCAAAGUGGUCAGAUGCUGCUGCUUCCACAUUUGGCUUUGCCUCUACAAAUGUUGGUGAUGUUUCUUCAGCUAGUGGAUCUGUAGCUGUUGAGCUUGCCACAAGUUCAGACCAAAAACUAGAGAACUCAAGCAGCUUUGCUACUAUUGCUCCUGGAACAACCAAUUAUUUGUCAGAUAAAACUGAUCAGGAGAACACUCUGAAUGGGAUCUUUGUCAGGACACCCGAAACUGCAAUAUCCUCUGCUGUAUCAACUUCGACAUCAGCUGGAAGCAACUUCAAGUUUGGUGCCUCAAAAAAUAGUUCUACUUUGAAUAAUGGGUCUCUUGCUUCAAGUCCCUUUUCAUUCUCUUCACCGAUGCCAUCUCUAGUCCCCAAAAAUGGUCAAAGUUCAUUCAGUAGCUCUACCAACUAUAUGUCCGUCACCACCAAUAGUGACACUUCUGCAGCUGCCACGACUUCCACUACUACCAAUGUCACUGUCAGCAGUACGAGCAGCCCCUCUAUGCAGGCUGGCCCUUCCUUUGCAGCAGAACCUGUUUUCAAAUUUGCAUCCUCUGUGGAUCCAUCAACUUCAGUUUCAACAUUAUCAGCAACUUCAGGAGAAGCAACUGAAUCUAAGACCCAGGAUACAAGCUUCAGAAAUGUGGCCAUUGUUCCUUUUGGUAGUACAUCUGCUUUUACUAGCGCUGGAAGUAAUAUUUUUGGUGCUACAUCUGCAGUUACGGACAUUGUGAGCAGCACUUCUGGUUGUAGUACAGCUGUAGUCACAAGCUCUGGAAAUAGCAGUUUCAUUGGUACGUCUUCCACUGUCACAAACUCUGAAAGUGGCUUUUUCAGCAGCACAUUUUCCACAGUGACAAGUACAGGCAAUGGUAUCUUUGUUGGUACAUCUCCAACUGCAGGCGGAAGCAGUAGUGUUUUUGGUGGUGCAUCUUUGUCAAUACCUAGUACUGGAAGUAGUAUUUUUUCCACUACUUCUUCAGUCACAAGCGCAGGAAGUAACAUCUUUGGAUUCAGUGCUCCAGCUGCAUCAACAUCAACUGCACUGACUCAGGGUUUAAAUCUUUUUAAUGCUGUUAAUACCCAAUUAUCUGCAGCUGGAACUGGCAUUGGUACCUCAACUCAAAGCAUGCCCAUUCAGUUCUCUUCAUCUGCAUCAUCUCCAUCAUUUGGACUGGCUGGGAAUACAACUUUUUCCUCUGGCGGUUCAGUGUUUGCGUCAUCAGCAUCUGUAGCUAAACCUUUUGGUUCAGGGGCUACAUUUGGAAUGAGUUCUUCCUCUUCAGAAACCAACACUCUGAGUUCUAGCAGUGGCAUUGCUUCUGGCAUAUUUGGUUCCAACUGGCAAGCCCCUAAGACGCCCAUAUUUGGUUCUUCAUUGUCAGGGUUUUCCUUUGGAUCAUCAGCUUCUAUUACUUCUCCUAGCAGUGCACCUACCAUGUUUGGGUCAUCCACUGGUGCCUCUUCAAGUUCCUUAUUCUCAUUCACUUCAGCUGCAGCUGCUACUCAAUCACAGCCUGUGUUUGGUAACACUAGUCCUGGAUUGGUGUUUGGGUCAACCCCCUCUAGCAAUAAUGAUCAAAUGGAGGACAGUAUGGCAGAGGACACAGUUCAGGCUUCUCCACCAACUGUUCCAACGUUCGGCCAACAGCCAAUCUCACCACCUGCAUCUGGGUUCAUUUUUGGUGCAUCAAAUCCAUCAGGAACAAGUUCUCUCCAAUUUGGAGGCCAACCAAGCAUAGCAACACAACAGAAUCCAUCUCCAUUUCAGGCUUCUGGUAGUCUGGAAUUUGGUGCUGGAGGGAGCUUCUCUUUGGGCUCUGGUGGCGGUGACAAGUCUGCCAGAAAAUAUGUGAAGGUCCGCAGGCAGCGGAAGAAGUAAAAAGGUCUAAUUAUGGUACAGAACUGUUUCAUGUGAGAGAUCUUAUGAUUGAUUGAAUAAUUAUCAAGGCAGAGGAGAAAAACACCCGCUGAUUGUUGCUGUAUGUGGUAGUCAUCUGAAAUUAUUUAGUGCCAGCAGAAGGGUUGACUGGUCACUUGGAACUUUGGGAAUUGGUGCCGAUUCUGGUUGUUCAUUUACAGUUUUCCUCGUUUUUUUUGGGGCUGGUGGCAAGGUUGUAACAAUUUUGUAUGUUCUUCCUGGUAAAAUUUGAGAAAACAUUUGUACUGUACUAUUGUAUAAUUAGCUGAUCGAUUUUCAGGUUUGAGCAAAUGUGCUUCUGACCUUGUUCUGUGUACCCGUAUUAUAUGUAACAUAAAAAAACAAUGAAAUUGGUUAUGAAUUUCAUUUUUAGAGAGAAUCUCUUGUUAGUUCCUUCUCU
Durio zibethinus is the source of this 4609-nucleotide messenger RNA. RefSeq names its product nuclear pore complex protein NUP1-like. Gene Ontology annotation, cellular component: nuclear envelope. The record is from RefSeq and is a predicted model, not a curated record. Lineage: Eukaryota; Viridiplantae; Streptophyta; Magnoliopsida; Malvales; Malvaceae. Gene Ontology annotation, biological process: poly(A)+ mRNA export from nucleus; nuclear membrane organization.